CUCGCUCUUCCUCUUCCUCUUCAUACUCAUCGCCCGCCGCCGCCGCCUCUGACGCUAGCUGCCUCACCCGCUUCUCGCCUGCGACUCGACAAACUGCCGGCGGAACGCGCGCGCGGCGCCAUGUCUACGCCUUCGGCGAUCUCCGGCAGGGACCCCUCGACGACGGGCCCGCCGCCGUCGCAGCUGGCCAUCAGCAACGGCGUGCUGCUGGCGGCGGUCAUCUUCCUAUUCAUGGUCGUCGUCUUCGUCUUCCUCCUCUACCUCUACGCCAAGCGCUUCCUCGGCGCCAACCCGCUCCUCCAACACGGUGGCACGGCCUCCUCGCGCUUCAUCUUCGUCGGCGACUCCCCGUUCCCGACCCGCGGGCUCCCGGCCGCCGUGCUCCGCUCCCUCCCCGUCGCCGUCUACGGCGCGCCCGGCGAGUCCCCGCUCGAGUGCGCGGUGUGCCUCUCGGAGGUCGCCGCCGGCGAGAAGGUGCGGACGCUGCCCAAGUGCGACCACCGGUUCCAUGUCGAGUGCAUCGACAUGUGGUUCCACUCCCACGACACAUGCCCGCUCUGCCGCGCCCCCGUCGGCUCCGACGCCGGCGCGGGCGAGCUCGUCGCCGCUGAGUCCCUGCCGCGUGUGCCGCGGGAGGACCCGGCCGUCGUGGAGUUCCCCAUGUUCCCCACCAACGUCCUCUUCUGGGGCACCCACGACGACGUCGCCAACACCGGCCACGGCUUCCCCGCGGCGCCGCCCCCGAUUGCCGCCGCGUCCACGAGCUCCUCGGGCUCCGCGCGCAGGAUGGAGAAUCUCGUGAUCGACAUCCCGCCGCGGCCGGUCGCGGUGGGCGCAUCGUCGUCCCCGUUGCCGGCGAGCAGGAUGCCGGGCACCGCAGCCGACGACCUGAGGUCUCCCUUGUCCGCCCGCCUCCGGUCGCUGCGGCGGCUCCUGAGCAGGGGCAAGCAUGCCGUCGUGGGCACAUCCAACUCCAGCCCGCGCGGCGGCGACGUCGAGCAGGGGCUCUCCAGCAGAGCCGACGCGCCUCGCCCGCCCAAGACGCCGAAGACGCCUCCAAGUUCAAAUUGAUUCGGAAAUUCCGUAGCUCUCAGACGAAUUGGCUCGCCUGGCCGAUCACCGGAGAGUGUAUUAUACAUGUGUUCAUUCUUUCUUCCCUUCCCUUCCCCUUUUUUCUCUCUUUCUGAUUUCGCAAAGAAUUUUGGCCAGAAAUUCUGAUGUAAGCAAAACAAGAUGGCAUUGCAUUGGCGUCAUUAAUUGGUUCGUUGAUCUUGGGAAAUGGUAAUUAAUGAAUUUGUUCGUAUGUUGAUGAGAUUGCUGUCAUAUCCAGUAGUGCCUUCCAUGCUUCAA
Brachypodium distachyon (stiff brome) is the source of this 1350-nucleotide messenger RNA. RefSeq names its product RING-H2 finger protein ATL3. Lineage: Eukaryota; Viridiplantae; Streptophyta; Magnoliopsida; Poales; Poaceae. The coding region runs from base 121 to 1071 and encodes 316 amino acids. The transcript has a single exon. The record is from RefSeq and is a predicted model, not a curated record.